AACAACAACGGCCGCUUCAAUCCCGUCUGCGCCGCAAGGAAACAGGGAGGAGGGUAGCCUAUACCCCGACGCACUCGAAAUCAGGCGGAAACGAAAGCCAGCCAGCGAGCGCGCACAGCACAGCACAGGAGCGAACCCUCCCCCGCCUCCCCAUUCAUUCCCGUUCAUCACUGCUGAGCCGGAACUCACGCUCCCCCUCCCCCUCCGCUACCACCCACCAUACACACCAUGGCUUACGACCAAGCGCGCCCGCACCAAACGAUGCGGCGUCCCUUCCCCGCGCAGCAGCAGCAACAGCAGCACCAAGUCUACGACGACGAGCCAGAGGUUGACCUUAGCGGCCUAUACGACGGCGGCCCAUAUGCACUGUCGUCUACGGCAGCGCGCGGGAAGCGGGCGCCCGCGAAGUCGGCUAGCCAGCCGCAUAACCUCCAUGGACAGUAUGAGAUGGACGGCAGGCCAGGUGGCGCAGGAGGGGCUAUGAGGUCACAGAGUCAGCAGCAGCGACGUCCACCGCCAGACGCUCGCCGGAACGGGCCAGGUCCUGGCCCAGGCCCUGGUUACGGUUACGGUGUGGAUGAGGGGAUGAGGAGUAUGCAUAUCGGUGCGAACGGACAGAGUCGGGGGCCGCAGGGACCGCCGCGUGGUGGUGGACAGUUUAGAGGCGGCGAUCCAAGGAUGGAUAGAGGAGGAGGGGGAAUGGGGAUGCGGCAAGGCGGGCAGAUGCGCGCGCCGCAUGGUAGUUACGAUAGUGGACGGGGAGGACCGCCGAUGGGCUACGAUAGUGGACGUGGAGGACCGCCGAUGGGCUACGAUAUGGGGCGGAGCGGACAUCCGCAGCAACAGAGGUUACCGCCCAGAGGUGGGAGAGGGUUUGCGAAUGGUGGGAGCGGGGACCAUCCGCCAUCUGGUAGACCACCGCCCAUACAGGGUGCGCCGAACGGCUAUGGACAGAUUCACCCGGCGGAUGACUCGGGAUACCGGCUCUACCCCGGGGAAUAUCAAAGUGCACCGGAACCUACGAUGGGGGUUCAGAGGAGUCAGACGAUGCCCACGAUCUCCGCCCAACCCCAGUACCAAGCCUAUAAUCCUGCCGCGCAUGCCCCCGCAGUCGUGCCUAAGGCCGAAGUGAGGCAGAAUCCGGCGUAUGGUGUCCGAGGGCCGCCAGAGUCACAGUGGCCGAGGGAGAGUGUGGCGGACGUACUCGACGCAUACUUUCAGGAAGCGGAUUAUUACGACGAUUAUGUGGAUGACUACGCCGAUGCCUAUACGUAUCAGAACGCGCCGGCAGGACAUGCGGCACAGUCCAACUUCCCGCAAGCUGCACCACCCGGCACUGCGCACCCGCAAGCCAACGGUCAAUGGAACGGUGGAGAUUCGGACUUUGCCCAGCAAGCAUACCGCAGCCGGUCGCAGCCCGAUCUCGCGGGCCAGUACAGCGCCGGAGCCCACUACGAUGGACCGGCAGAGAUGCCUGCUGAUCUUCCGCCAAUACCGCGUCCCUCGAUCGACGGGUACAGCAUACCUCCGCGGUCGAACGUUCCUGCGGCGCUACGUAUGGGCUCGCCAGCUCCGAGAAGCAUCCGCUCGAAUCACUCGAUCCGCUCUGUACAGAGUUCCGCACUACCGCAAAGAAGACCUUCGGUCCAACAGGACGGCGGACUACCUGCGCAUCCUUCUCCAGCUGAGCUCCGCGAAGCCGAACAAGUGGCCAUGCGUCACUCCAAUCCCGAUCUACUCCCUGCGCAUCCACCGCCCGUACGGCCAGGAUUGCUGCAAGAUGCUGCUGGUGGCCCCACCCAUACUCCGCCGCCUCCCAUACGGCAGUAUGAAGAUGACCGCAGGACGGAUAGGCCAUCGCCCACGAGUGCUGAAGCGCCGGUGACCAUGCAGGAAUUGGAGCAGAUGCGGAAUCAGGCGACAAUGAAUCCUAAUGACAAUACGCUCCAGCUCAAACUGGCGAAGAAGAUGGUCGAGGCGGCGACAACACUGGCCAGUGAGGGCGGCCGCGCAGAUAUCAAGACCACCAGGAGGAACAGGGAGAACUACAUUUUUGAUGCUCAUAAAAUCAUCAAGAAAUUGACGAAUGCGUCGUUUCCAGACGCAAUGUUCUAUCUGGCGUCCUGCUAUGGCGAGGGCCAACUGGGAUUGCAGGUGGAUCACGAGCGAGCAUUCAACCUAUACCAGUCUGCCGCUAAACUGAAUCACGCGCCAUCUGCGUAUAGAACUGCAGUUUGCUGCGAGCUUGGUGCCGGAGUCCGUAAGGACCCAACGAGAGCCAUGACAUGGUACAAGAAAGCGGCAGCACUCGGCGAGACGCCGGCGAUGUUCAAACUCGGCAUGAUCAUGUGGAAAGGAUUGUUAGGCCAGACGCGGAACCCGCGGGACGGCUUGAUCUGGCUCAAGAGGGCGGCCGAUCAGGCCGAUGAGGCGAACCAACAUGCGUUACACGAGCUGGGCAUGCUCUAUGAGGGCGAGAACGGUGACGUGGUGAUUCCGGACGUCGAUUACGCGCGCGAGCUUUUCUUGAGGGCUGCCGAGCUCGGGUAUGCGGCGUCCCAGUUCCGUAUGGGCUGCGGGUAUGAGUACGGCACUCUGGGAUGUCCGGUCGACCCACGGAAGAGCAUUGCCUGGUACAGCAAGGCGGCCAUGAAAGGCGACCACGAGGCCCAGCUAGCACUCAGCGGAUGGUACCUCACCGGCUCCGAGGGUGUGAUCCAGCAGAGCGACACGGAGGCCUACCUAUGGGCCCGCAAGGCCGCCGAACACGGGCUUGCAAAGGCGGAGUACGCUCUGGGGUACUACACAGAGGUCGGCAUAGGCGUACCACCCAAUCUCGACGAGGCAAAGAAGUGGUACUAUAAAGCAGCCAGCCAGCAACAUCCCAAAGCCCAGCUCCGACUGCAGGAGCUAAAGAAGGGAGGCACAGCGGCGGUACAGAAGAGCAGAGAACGCCUGUCGCGGUCGAAUGGGAAGCACAAGGAGGAGGGCGAUUGUGUUGUAAUGUAGACGGUUUGGUUUGGUUUGGUUGAGGGAGGGAGGUCCGCGCUGGUGUGGAUCUACCUAGACUGUACAUUGGUUACUUGGCUUGGGUGUACUAUGAUACCAGGUGCUUAUAUCUUCUUCUGGGCCGUUAGCCGUUGG
This is a messenger RNA of Tricharina praecox, 3144 nucleotides long. RefSeq lists its product as uncharacterized. Lineage: Eukaryota; Fungi; Ascomycota; Pezizomycetes; Pezizales; Pyronemataceae. The record is from RefSeq and is a predicted model, not a curated record. The transcript has 8 exons. The coding region runs from base 229 to 3009 and encodes 926 amino acids. Gene Ontology annotation, molecular function: protein binding.